GUUUACAUACAGUAGUUCAUGUUCUGCAAUUUUAGUUUUUGACAGCCCGGGUAAUUAGCAUGUCUGCGCGAAUUUGAGGAAUAAUGCCUUAUUAUUUUUACACACAUCCACGGAAUGAUAAUAUCCUGCGCUGCUUCGUGUGGAUGGUAUUAGUCUUGAAGUCGUCACUCCCCGGUAUCGGUGAAUAUUAUGAGGCAGUUCGGAGGGAGAGCGAGGUGGCAGGAUAUUAUGGACAUAAAUAACAUCAAUGAAAAUGCCUGGCAUGAUAAACAGGGCAUCACUCUCCGCAAACACCGACCUUAAUGGGACAUAAUGGCAUAAGUGUUAUUAAUUUGUGAGUACGUUCCUCGUGUGUAAUGAGACACAAUGGGGGAAAAAAGCACUUCUUUAGGGGCGGUAAAGACGCGUCCUCCGGAGGAUGAAGUAUAGAUGGUGGGGAAAAAAAAAACAGAAAAAAGUCGACUGCAGACUUUCAGUUGUGAUUUGGUAGCACCUGCAUGUAAUCGUUUCUGCCCCGAGGCAAACAUAACUUCGGGCUGCCUCUUCGGACGCGCACAAACUUGAAAACGCCUGUAACCUUCACCACCAUUUCAGGUAACGGGACUGAGGCUCCCAAGGCCGGCCCAAUAACAGAAAAGACGGAGACUCCGCAGGCUUCAGCAGGGUACCUCCUUUCGGCGUGUCAUGGCUGCAGGUUACUAGGAGACGGGGCGAAUUAACAACAAAAGCUCCGAAUCGUGCAAGAGAGUCCGUGUGGUGUCUGUGUUAAGUGACGGGCAGCCACCCUGCAGAAAAGCGGUCGUGUGGAGACGUGCCUGAAAUAACCCUGAGUGUCUGAAGACCCAGAUACCAGAGCACGACUUCGGGAAGCCGCGGUGUCCCUGAGCCCGUGAGAAAUAAGACAAGUGACCCUAAGAAAAGGCCCAGCGGCUCAUUUAAAAUGGGGGCAUUCCUCCUCUCCCUCCUCUUAGAAGAAUGGAGUCCGGGACUUCGGAAGCCUCGAUGCCAGAUGUGAAAACCACACCAUGUGACUACUCAGCAGCAGGGUCUCCUGCUGGCUGCAGUAUUGCUUUGGAAAGAUGCUUGAGUGACCUGCCAGCAUCCCUCUCCUUCCUUGGAAAUCCUUUGUCUGACUUUCCACUUCAAAAUACCAUGACCUAUGCUAGCCUCCAGGAUGGGCAAGGGCAAUGCCAGGUCAUGCCGGGGUGCCAUAACAAUGCUUUUCUGAACAACCUUGGUCUGAGGUAUUGCUCCACCAACAGCAUGCACCCACUAAAGCACCCAGACUCCCAGCUGGUGCAUCAGGACGGAUGUGCCAUGCAGUCAGAACCAUAUCCAGCUGGCCCUGGUGUUUGUGUCAACAGCACCAGCAGCAGGCUAUACAGAAGCAUGGAGAACUUGCAUUGGACAGCGGUUUCAGAUUCCAGCUUGUAUUCUUUUAGCCCCCCUUACAAAAGUGUGGACAGUGAGUUCAUUUUCCGUUGCACAGCCACAAGUCAUUGGUACAACAAUGCCGCUGAAGGAUCUCCAAUGUAUGAUCUGCUGCCUGCUUCAGAAAACAUCCCUUUCCAUCCCCGGAGAGUGCCGGUUAGGAAGGACCUUCCCCUUUUCACCAAAGUUCCCCAGUGGCUUUUCCCCGUUAUGGACGAAAGGAUCAUGAAUGGAGAUGCCAAAAGAGGUUUGAAAGAAAAGCUACGGCUUCAGAGCGCAAGGGCCGCAGAAUAUAAUAAACCAGUGCGUCCCCAAGUUGCUUUGUGUGACAUAGUGGCAAAGGACUGUCGAGAAAUCGGGUUGACUCCCAGAGACUGUAAGAGUGUUGGUUCCCUAAGCUGCUGUGAGGCAUUUGGUCAGUGCACUGCUUUGAACCACAAUGUCCCGCUAAACAGAGACAGAUCAUCAUUCUCCCAUCGAAUAACCAGCCCAGAGGAGAUCAAGCAGGAAGUCAUGAGAAGGCUGCAGCUCAGGAGACAGAACAGCACGCCCAAUCUCAAUGUUCAGCCUCCAGAAGAACGCAAUGAGGUGGUGAAAUCCCACACUGCAGAAUCCAUAACGCAGAACAGUGGCAGAAGUGAAAAUAGCUCCUCGUCGGAGUUAGUAGUGGACCGAAAGAGAUACCCCAAGGGGAGGCUGCACAUCCCUACCUUUGAGGAAUUCAAGAUGAUGAGGAAAAAGGAGAGCAGCGAACUUGCCGACAAGACGGUUCAAAGGCAAGCCGAGUGCUCUUCAGCAGGGGAGUCGCCCGACUACAAACUGAGCAGGGAUCACACCUCUGAGAAGCACUGUCAGACGCUCCCCCAGACCUCCGCAGAGCAGGGUUGCACCUCAGAAAAGAAGGAAUGUCAAAGCACGCCGUGUGAAGCUGGGACUUCUGUGGAGCAGCUCAAGUGUCGAGAAAUGACUUCCACACCCCAUGACAGGGUCUUAGGCCUUGAUGCAAGCUCAGAGGCGAAUAGUUGUCAAACGGAAACUGGACAGGGCAGGACCGCUCCAAUAUGUACAAGUCCGAUACCUAGGUCACCUCCCCAAGCUCUGCCCGUGUCCCAAGGGGGAGGGGUCAAUCACAGUCGAACCCAAACGCAGAACGUCAAGGACGGCACCUUUCCAGAGCGCCCGGAGAGCUCCGAGGCCCAGUCCACGUGCUGCACAUCGCUGCUGCUCGACAGCACGGAUCUCUCCAACUACGGGGCGAAAAUCUCGAAAAUGAAAGAUGGCUUUAUUGGCUCAGCUCUUGACCUGAUAAAGAAGAGCUGCAGUGCAGAAAUCGCUGCCGAGUCGCCAGUCAUGAUCUCACGUGACGUUGAUAAAGCUGACAUCACUGUUCCGGAGGAAGGCAAUCAAUCCAUUGUGGUUUCCAUGACGAUGCCGGCCUGCAGCACGGAGACUAAUAACCAGCCUGCUGGAGCACAACCUGCAGAAUGUCAGUCCAGUCCUGGCUGCCGAAGGUCCAGCUCAGACGCCGCCUACGCCACGGCCGAGCCUGUGAGGGCUCAGCGGGAGUGCCGGCUCCGGCCUCACUUCAGCGACCCCAUGCCUGCCGACGCCACCAAGAGGAAGCAGCUGGAAAUGAAGAUUGCGGCCGUGGUGCGACUUCACAGUCAGCGCCGGACCCAAGACAAGGACCCCAGCCCCGCGGAGUCCGGCGCAGGCGGCGGCGGCUCCGAGUGGCGGGCCGGGCCCGGCCGGGGGGCCCAGCAGCGCUGGAGCGGCGCCAGCGACGCCAGCUCCGACAGCGGCGUGGUGGGUCUGAGCGCCGACCGCGACGAGGACGAGGAGGACCCCCGGGGGGGCGCGCGGGUGGAGAGGGCAGACAGCGGCUAUGGGCCCGCCUUGGCAAAGAGCUGGAAACCCGCCCCGGCCUGCAGCAGGGCCUGGGACUCGCACAGGCCCUGCCCCGACUGCGGACACAGGAGCGCCACCUGGGAGCCCCAGGCAGGCAGGAAGGACAGCCUGUGCGACAGGUGCUUGAAGCUCAGGACAGAACGCAAAGAGGCCAUCCUGGAAUUCCUCAACACCGAGUGCAGCUACAGGGAGGACCUCCGGAUCAUCAAGGAGGAAUUCUACUGCCCCAUGCAGACAGCGGGGCUCCUCACAGCCGAGCAGCUGGCUGUGGUUUUCAGCAACGUCCAGGAGCUGAUUGAUCUCAAUGAGAAGUUCACAGAGCACCUGCAGGACAGCAUAGACCAGGCCUUCGAUCAGGGUGACGAAGACCUCCUGACGGUGUGCAUUGGGGAGAUCUUUCUCGACUUUGUCAAUAUGCUUCCAGCUUUUCAGACUUACUGUCUCCAGCAGUCUACAUCUGUUAACAUGCUCAAUUCCCUGGAGAAGGAAAAAGAGCUACUCAGGAUCUUUCUCGACGUCUCCCAGAACGACAACACCGCCCUGCGUCGCAUGAACCUGCGGUCGUUCCUGAUGGCGCCGCUGCAGAGAGUGACAAAGUACCCCCUGCUGCUGAGCCGCAUCAGCAAGGCCACUCACGCCUACCACCCUGACCACAGCAGCCUGAGGGAGGCCAAGAGCCGCGUGGAGUCCCACCUGGAGCACAUCAACAUGAAGACCAAGCAGGAGGGCGCCCCCUGGUCCCUGCGCUCCUUCCGCCGCGACAGCCGCCGGAACCGGGAGCUGAUCGACAUCGAGAUGCGGGAGAUGUCCAUGAAGACGGUGGGCUGGCCCCGCGAGGACACCCGCUUCGUCAUGGAGGGGCAGCUGCAGCUGUCGCAGCCCUCCGACGGCCAGUGGGCGAAGAAGGGGAGCAGGGCGCUCAAGUUCCAGAGCGUGCACGGCCUGCUGAUGGUCAGCCUGAAGAGGGCGGCGGAGGGCGGCCCGGAGGGGGCGGCGGGCGGCGCGGACGAGGCGCAGGACCCCGUGCGGGACGGCGUGCUGGUGCUCAUCAAGGACCGGAGCAGCGGCAGGCUCUCCGUGCUCCGGGAGCCCAUCCGCCUCGGCAACUGCGUGGUGUCCUCUGACCCGGACCGCGCCGACACCUUCGAGCUGCUGGACAUCCGCCGGGAGGCCUUCGUGUUCCGCGCGGCCGAGAAAUCUCGGACGCACCAGUGGUUCCGCACGAUCAAGAGGUACUCCCGGGAGCUGGGGCUGUGGAGGAAGCGGCGCAACGCGUUGCCGAAUAUCAUGAUCAGCACAGUUCAGAACCGCACCUGACGCCGGGCACAGGAGUCGAGCACAAGCCCUGGCUGGGCGAUGGUGGAACUAGAAAACCUUUAUCCUAAGAUUAACACACUUACCACUUUGCACCUUUAAGGGAGACCUGCAAUCUCAAACUAAACGGACCUGACUAGAAAGAUUAUUUUUGUUCGGCCUUGGGAGAAAGCAGAUCAGUUGAGCACUUUGGAGAGCGCCGUUUGGUAUCAAAUACAAACACAAGAAACAAGGCAAUACAGGUCACAGGAUGUGAUCGGCAGUCCUUGCUGGCUGGAAAGAAUGUUUCAGUACCGAUGGCAAAAAAACCCUCCAUAAUAAUUAAAAGAAACUGACAUGACGCGUGUCCGUGUUAAUAAAGCAAGCAUGAUUGAAAACUACUGCAAAAAAUAAAUUGUGAGAGUUCAAAUUGUUUGUUAAAAUGCA
This is a messenger RNA of Lepisosteus oculatus (spotted gar), 5079 nucleotides long. It is a transcript of the gene arhgef49, whose product is annotated as Rho guanine nucleotide exchange factor 49. Gene Ontology annotation, molecular function: guanyl-nucleotide exchange factor activity. The record is from RefSeq and is a predicted model, not a curated record. Gene Ontology annotation, biological process: positive regulation of Rho protein signal transduction. Lineage: Eukaryota; Metazoa; Chordata; Actinopteri; Semionotiformes; Lepisosteidae.